CGGUCACCCUAGCCAUCAGCUGACAGUGGUGGCCGCUCAGCUGUGAAUUAGUGACAAUACGAUCAGCUGAUCAACAGUCAUGUUGAACUUCAAACUAUGGAUGACUGGUGCUGCUCUACUAGUGGUUGCCGCCGCUGCAUACGCCCAGGUCGACCAGAUACUUCCCGUACCUCACCAGACGCAGUCCUCAGUCCCAGAUGACACCGGACGAGCCGCCUCUGGUACUGCCGCGGACCUGCUGCAGAGUAUAUACUCGACAUGUCUGGAGUCUGGGGAUCUGUCAUGCGCCAAACACAAAGUCCUGGCGUUCCUCAGCACGGCUACCAGUCAGGACAAGAUCAGGAUCAGCAGAGACCUGAGUAUCGUCCGCAGUGACGUAGCUCCUCAGGAUGAGAACUCCUUGAAUGUCGAGGACUCCCAGAUCGUGGACCCUGAACGUCGCAAGCUCGCCCUGCAGCUGGAGCGAGUGUCUAGGUUCCUGGAGUCCCACGAACUGCGAGUCAGACUUCCCAAGGAGAUCAUUAGACCUGAACUUCUCUCCUACGUGCCUCACUUCCUGCUGAAGAACCUCCCUCAGGAGAUACGCGUACCUCUGGCAGACAACGCAGUCGAAGGUCGCAGCCGCGGAGGUAUGCUGCGGAAGGUAAUCAUCCCCUUCCUACUAGGCAUCAAGUUCAAGAUCUCAACACUGCUGCCGCUUGCCUUAGCUCUGAUCGCCCUCAAGACGUGGAAGGCACUCACCCUCGGCCUCCUGUCCAUCGUCCUCUCCGCCGCCAUGGUCAUCUUCAAGAUCACCAAGCCUAAGGUGCUCAACUACGAAGUGGUCCACCUCCCUCACCCCCACCCCGCACCUGUGGUGGAACACUAUGAACACCACCACGGCUACGGCAGAGCCCUGGACGCUCAGCCCCUAGCCUACCGUGCCUACUUCAAACAGUGACCGAUAAACCCUACCGAACCACACAUUUGUAUAUAGUCGACACUUGAGAGAAAUUGUAUUUUUUUACUAAUUUAUU
Messenger RNA from Macrosteles quadrilineatus (aster leafhopper), 1016 nucleotides. RefSeq lists its product as uncharacterized. The record is from RefSeq and is a predicted model, not a curated record. The transcript has 4 exons. Bases 80 to 940 code for a protein of 286 amino acids. NCBI's taxonomy places the organism in Eukaryota, Metazoa, Arthropoda, Insecta, Hemiptera, Cicadellidae.